AUUCUGGUGGGGUGUAUGAGGAGGAGGGGAGUAAGAGAAGGGCUGGUAGAGAGGUGGAAGAAGGUCAAGUGGUUAUGGAAGGGAAGGGAGAUAGAAGAGGUGAGAAAGUUUAGAUAUCUGGGAUAUGUAGUGAUGGCGAAUGGAGGACAAAAGGAACAUAUAAAAGAAAGGAUAAGGAAGGGAGCGGUGGUGAUGAGAGAAGUAUGGGGGAUUGGAAAGAGAAGAUUUGGAAAGGAUUGGGCGAGAAGGAUAUGGCUAUUUGAUAGAUUGGUAUGGACAGUGAUGGGAUACGGUGUGGAAAUAUGGGGGUGGAAGGAAAGGGAAGAAGUAGAGAGGAUGCAGGACAGAUAUCUGAGAUGGUUAAUGGGAGUGGGAUGGAGGGCGCCGGGAUAUAUGGUAAGAGAGGAAUUGAUGAGGGAAAAAAUGAGAGGGAGGGCGGGGAUGAGGGCUUGGGGGUAUGAGAGGAAGUUAGGGGAGGGAGGAGGAGGGGAGAUGGCGAGAUGGUGCUGGAAGGAGAUGAGAGAAAGGGCAAAGAAAGGAGAAGUGGUAGGAGAAUGGGAAAGGGAGAGGAAAGAGUUUUAUAGGAAAAAAGGGUGGGAAAUAGAGGAGAUAGAGAGGAUGAGGGAGGAAGGAGAGCUAAGGGGGGAGGAGGUGGUAGGGAGAGAGAAGAGAUUGCAGGAAAAAGAAAGAUGGGACAAAAUAAAGGAGUCGAGAACGAAUGAAUGGUAUAAAAGGAUAAAGGGCAAAGGAAUACCGGGCUACUUGAAGAAGGGUUGGAAGGAAGAAAGAUGGCAAAGGGUAGCGAGAUUUAGAUUAGGGGUGGAAAUGAGAGGCGGUAGAUAUUGGGAGAAGGAGGACAAAAGGAAAUGCAGG
Vollenhovia emeryi is the source of this 873-nucleotide messenger RNA. RefSeq lists its product as uncharacterized. NCBI's taxonomy places the organism in Eukaryota, Metazoa, Arthropoda, Insecta, Hymenoptera, Formicidae. The transcript has 2 exons. The record is from RefSeq and is a predicted model, not a curated record. The annotation marks the transcript as partial.